UACUUAACCUCAUCACAUUAAAUUGAGGUCUGUUGGUUUUUAAACCAUCCUUCAUUUAUCUUGUCAUCAUUUUCGAGUAAUUUCUUCUAUUUUAUAUUAUUGUGCAAAGUGAACUGAAGAAUAUGCUUAGUGAUUUUUGUACUCAUUAAAUUUGACCAAUGGGAGUUAGUAAGAAUCAGAUCUGACCAAAAUAUGUUAAUAUGGAUUUGAGUAAAGAAACGAAACCUCAACUUGAGCAGCUACUUUACAAUGCAACUUUACUCACAGAAGCAGCCCUUGAAUUGCGAGAAAAGUCUAUCAGCAGUGAUAAGUACAGUAGUUAUCUACGAAGUUUGGCGUGGCGCGCCACUCGCGCUUCCUCCAUAAUUCAGCAAACUAGUCGAAAUUGUUUAAACCUUGCUCAGCGUAUAGCAACAAGUUGUUCGAAGACUUUAGAGGUAAUCCCUGAACCAGCCCUUCGCCAACAGACUGAAAGGCUGCUGUUUAUUUUAGAAAAAGAGCUCAUUGAUGUGAUUGAUUUCGAUCUUGCAGAAAAUCCAUUCGCGUUUACACCAAACAAUCCAAACAAUCUCAGUGAGAAACUACGAAAUCUUGAGAGUCGUGUGAAGCUUGAUAGUGGUUAUUUGUCUCAGUGCAGCAGCGCCAAAAGUUUCAAGCAAGAUGUUGAUGAAAAGUAUCCAGAAAAUUGCUCGCGGGAAUCGCUGUUCGACUUCAAUGUCAUGAAUCUACCUCCAGUGCCAGAGGACAUUUCUAUGAAUUUUAAUAAAAUUGGGAUUCCAUCACACAGUCAGUCAUCCUUGCGCAGUCUACGCAAAGUUAAACACUACACGCAGAAGGCUAUGCCCUCUGAUGAGAGUGAGGAAAGUGAAAAUGAUGAUCAAGAUAUUGCUAGUAUUUCAGGAGAAGGAAGACACAGCUACUGGGAAUUGAUGAAGCAUGUUAACAAGCGCAAAACUUUAGGAAACAUCAAGGAAGAGUCUAGUCAGGACUUGUAAUUUCUAGCUUCCUAUUUUUAUGUAGAAACUUGGGGCACUUGUUAUUGUUAAAAAAAAAUACGGACUUUCCGUUUUCCUUUUCCUCUGAUGCUCACUCACAUGGAACCUCGUUUUCAUUUUAUGUUUAAAAAUGCAGAAUCCGAUAAAAGAAAAUUAAAAUUAAAGUCACAUUUGAGUCGGAGUUGAAUGCUCAGUUUUAUAUCUACUCAUCUAAUAAGACUGAGUGAUCACGAUUC
Molecule: messenger RNA, 1231 nt
Organism: Bemisia tabaci
Lineage: Eukaryota; Metazoa; Arthropoda; Insecta; Hemiptera; Aleyrodidae
Source: RefSeq, a predicted model, not a curated record